Molecule: messenger RNA, 417 nt
Organism: Porites evermanni
Lineage: Eukaryota; Metazoa; Cnidaria; Anthozoa; Scleractinia; Poritidae
Source: the annotation of a GenBank genome assembly
AUGAUUGUUAACGAGCUUAACCUAAUGCUAAGAGUAAUGGAUCGACCAGAAACAGGCCCAAACCUUGAAGUUGUAAAAUGAGAUGAGGAAAGAAUGAUAUUUUUCUUUGGCCUCUUAUGGUACACAUGUUGUGAAAAGUUUAUAAAAUUGCACACUAAAUUCUCAUUAAUAAUUUAAUUUGUCCUCUUAUCAAAUGCAGCUGACAACAAAGGGAAACCCCCAUCAGAAAAAAAAAAGUCUAUCCAUUUCCUCACCACAGUACUUUCCCUGGGAAAUUUCCUCAAUGUGAGGAGAACAAAGGAUUCAAAGAAACUGAAAUGGACAUCACUAUUGGGUGAAGAGAAGCAGCUGCUCCUGAUAAAGCUGCCCUACCAUUUUGAAAAGCUCUUACCACCACAAAGAGCACCACUUGUUUAA